UGUCAUGGAAAUACUGUACACGCCCUUCGUUCAAAACGCAGAAAAGCCUUCUCACGGACCGUCAUUUUGCGUUGUUAUAACACUUGGAUACUUCUGUAUGGAAUUAAGUACACAAUGCAAUGCAUACGAAGGCAGCCGAGACGCACUAGAUCAGAGGAGUUAUUAAAUUAUGAAAGGACCAAGAAUGUUGCGCGGAUGAAUUUACAACUCUUGGGUCUGGAAGGGGACACGGACCUCAAGUUCCUCCUAGGGGGAGGAGAACUUUUGAAGUUGAGAUCUUCCUCUUGGAUGAAGGCCCGCUUCUACAAGCUGCAGGAGGACUGCCGGACCAUGUGGCAUGAGUCAAAAACAUGUACCAAGUCCAAACAGACCUUUUCCAUCGAGGACAUCUCAGCGGUGCGCGCGGGCCGCCAGUCAGAAGGUCUGAGGAAGUACACAGACGAGCUGCUGGAGGGGAGAUGUUUCUCCAUCAUCUUCAAGGGCAGGAGAAAGGACCUCGACCUAAUAGCCAGCUCAGAUGAAGAGGCCAAGCAGUGGGUCACCAGUCUGGAGAAGAUCAUGUCCAACUUGAAUAACCUCAACUGCCAGCAAAAGACCCAACAUUGGAUCUUCAACUGCUUGAGAAAAGCAGACAAGAACUGUGACAGUCAGCUGAGCCUGGAGGAGCUGAAGGACUUCCUGCAUCAGAUCAACAUUGAGUUGGACGACCUAUAUGCUGAAGAUCUCUUCAGGCAAUGUGAUAAGUCUAAAUCUGGCUAUCUGUCUGAAGAGGAGAUAAAGACCUUCUACAACCUGCUGACCCGUCGUCAGGAGAUAGACGAAAUCUACGCGGAGUACGCCAAAACCACAGGCUUCAUGAGUGCUGAAAACCUAUUGGACUUCCUGAUUAAAGAGCAGAAAGAAGAGGCAACCCUAGCGGAUGCAAAUAGACUUAUUGACCAGUAUGAACGGGAUGAUAAAGCCAAAGAGAAGCAGCUGAUGACCAAAGAUGGCUUUCUGAUGUACCUCCAGAUGUUUGAGGGUCUGGUGCUGAAUCCUACCCAUAAGGCCGUGCAUCAGGACAUGAACCAGCCUCUCAAUCACUACUUCAUCUCCUCGUCUCACAACACAUACCUGAUGGAGGACCAGCUAACAGGACCCAGCAGUACAAAGGCCUACAUCAGGGCUCUUGUAAAAGGGUGUCGCUGUGUAGAGCUGGACUGCUGGGACGGCUCAGAUGAAGAGCCUGUCAUCUACCACGGACACACACUAACCUCCAAGAUUCUCUUUAGAGACGCCAUCAAAACCAUCAAGGACUAUGCCUUCAAGACUUCAGACUACCCAGUAAUCCUGUCCCUGGAGAACCAUUGUAGUGUGGAGCAGCAGAAGGUCAUGGCCAAGCAUAUGAGCUCCAUCCUGGGUAGUGCUCUGAUCACUACCCCUCUGGAGGACCAGAUGCCCACUGAAUUCCCCUCCCCAGAGGCACUGAAGGGGAGAUUCCUAGUCAAAUGCAAGAGGUUGAAUAAAUUGGAGGUCUACUUUACCCGUGAGGCAGCAGCUGUAAACGAUGACACUUUGACAGAGGAAGAGGAUGAAGAGGAGGAUGAGGAGCAGCAGAAGGCCAAGAAGUGCAAGAAACUGAAGAUAGCUAAGGAGCUGUCAGACAUGGUGAUCUACUGUAAGAGUGUCCCCUUCAAUGGCUUCCAGGAUGCCAAAGACAACCUGGCCUUCUACGAGAUGGCCUCGGUCAAGGAAGGGAAAGCCAUACAGCUGGCUGAGGAGUCUGCCAACUGCUACAUCCGUCACAACGUGGACAAGCUGAGUCGUAUCUACCCAGCAGGGUUGAGGACAGAUUCCUCCAACUUUAACCCUGUACCCCUGUGGAAUGCUGGCUGCCAGAUUGUGGCCCUGAACGUCCAAACACCCUGUCCCAACAUGGAUUUGAACCAAGGUCGGUUCCUGGUCAAUGGAAAGACAGGAUACAUCCUGAAGCCGGCCUACAUGAGGGACCAGAUGUCCGAGUUUGACCCCAUCACUCUCACUAGGGGACCAUGGCUACAGCACAAGACCCUACACAUCAUGAUCAUCUCAGCCCAGCAGCUCCCCAAAGUGAACCAGAAGAAGACCUCUGUUGUGGAUGCCCUGGUUAAAGUGGAAAUACAUGGGGUACCUGCUGAUACUGCAGAGAAAGAAACGGUUCAUAUUGUGGACAACGGUUUUAACCCGAUGUGGAAUGAGAACUUCCAGUUUGAUGUGCAUGUGCCAGCGCUUGCCCUGGUCCGCUUUGUGGUCGAGGACUACAACUAUGCCUUUGAUAAUGAGUUGAUCGGACAGUUCACCCUGCCAUUCACCAGUUUACAGUUGGGAUAUAGGCACGUGCCUCUAUUUAAGGACGGAGAGCCUCUUUCUUCAGCAAGAUUGUUUGUACACAUCAUGAUUAUGGAUGCCUAAAACACUACCACUUCAGGGUAUGUGGGCUUUAUCCUGGCUGACACCUGAUUUCAGUCUGAAGGGGUGUUUUGCUGUUGUCCAUUUAAAUUAAAUGCAUUGUCAAUAAUAAUUUUACCAAAGCACCUCCCCAAGAAAAAAAGAAAAAAUUAACCAAAUAAUUUUCUGAGCUAAUAUUUUGGUACAGUAAAACAGGUUCCGGUCCCGACCUGUGAGACACAGCUCUCCAUUCACAGUCAGUCUCUUGGGUCUUUACAGCUCUUUUUACCUGCAUUUCUGUUGUCACGUUUUUUUUUUAUAGAUAUAUAUUUUUUUAGCUGAUUCAAUAAUUGUGCAGUAAUUAUCUUUGUUACUUUUGUGAAUAGGAAGAAAUUAACACAGACUAGUUUUUUAACCUGGAGGCGAAUCCAUUGAAUUAUGCAAAUCACUACGUUCAAUUGGUUUGCAUGUUAAUGCUAUGAAUUAAUAUGCAUCAUGUGUGAUGUCACCCAUAUAGUGUUAUAUAAUACAUGUUUAACUCUGAUUAAACCUCCAAGACUUGACUGUUA
Messenger RNA from Esox lucius (northern pike), 2975 nucleotides. RefSeq names its product phospholipase C, delta 1b (gene plcd1b). Bases 115 to 2430 code for a protein of 771 amino acids. Gene Ontology annotation, molecular function: phosphatidylinositol-4,5-bisphosphate phospholipase C activity; calcium ion binding. The record is from RefSeq and is a predicted model, not a curated record. The transcript has 16 exons. Gene Ontology annotation, biological process: phosphatidylinositol-mediated signaling; lipid metabolic process. Lineage: Eukaryota; Metazoa; Chordata; Actinopteri; Esociformes; Esocidae.